Messenger RNA from Bombus huntii, 13191 nucleotides. RefSeq lists its product as uncharacterized. The record is from RefSeq and is a predicted model, not a curated record. Gene Ontology annotation, biological process: mitophagy by internal vacuole formation; mitochondrial protein catabolic process. Bases 7685 to 9490 code for a protein of 601 amino acids. Lineage: Eukaryota; Metazoa; Arthropoda; Insecta; Hymenoptera; Apidae. Gene Ontology annotation, cellular component: mitochondrial outer membrane. The transcript has 6 exons.
CUGGCUACUAGUACGAGUUAUUAUCCAAAAGAUUACACACGAUAAGAAAUCGCGAGAUAUACGGCCGAGCAGUAGUUAUUUUCCGGGUUGUUAAAUACACCGAUAAAAAGGUUUGUCGAUCAAGCGAUGAUCGAUGGGACACAAAGGGAAACAAAGAGGAUCUGUCGAGGGUUCUCGAUUGACGAAAUUCUCGAUAGUAUCAAUAAUGGAGCUGUACGAUUCGACCGAGCACAACAGCUUGCACUUGGUAUCAGAAUAUACACCGCAGUGUGUAAUAGCGGGCUUUAGUUAGCAGGUUCAAUGGCUGUCUCCAACUCGGUGCUUUCGCCACUGAUCGAAGAUAUAUCGAUCUAGCCUCGAGUACAGAAUCUAGCGAAUGUAAAGGUCGCCUAAAUUAAACGGCGACUGGAAAUCGAGCCCUGAAAUUCAAUUGAAAAUUCAAUUACCUGACAUCACGAAAAAAUGAUUACGGCUACCGAUGUGAUUUUCAUCGGUACGACAAAGUUAAUCGAGUACAUUUCCAGCGGUGUUUACAUACACAAAAUAUCAAGAAAUUACUGUCCAUCUAUGAAGAAAGGUAAAUUUCGCAACGAGGUAAAACGAGUUUCUUUCUACUCUCGAAUAAUUGUGAACGCUUUAUGUUGUAAUUUGAAAUUAGAGUAAAAUGUAAUGUUCUGAUAAAGCGGCGUGUAAUAUAUUUUCUGCUUCUGGACGAAACGUAGCGAACUUAAAUACAAAAGACAGUAACUUUUGAAGCAAUAAUUCCGAUUUUCCACGAAUUUUCUGAGUGAAAGGAGUACCCUUUGCUUUCCAUUAAGCUGUCCAGCUUAAUUGAUCGUUCAACAACUACGUGCUUGUGCGGUACAAAAAUGUUUAAACACGAUGCAGCAUUCAGUGCAAGAUACGAAUCUUUACCAACGAAUUAACAAAUUUUUCAACGGUGAACUUUUGCCCAUAGAAUUUAUUAAACGAAGACAAGUUAGAGAUUCGAUCAACAUAAAACAGAAAAGAUCAGAGAAGCGGGAUGUUUUAGAUCAUUGAUGGAAUUAAGGAUAACGAUUUAAAGCAUUUAGAAGCUUUUCGAAAUCUCUGAGCGGUAUAUUUCUCAACGGAAUACGUUAAAUCUGUUUAAGUUAGAAGUUGUUUAGCCUAAACGUAAAAGGCACGGUGAAAUUUUAGAUGGUCGAUAAAAUUAAUGGAAAUCUGAGAUUCAUUUACGAGGAAUAUGUUUGAUAUCGAAGCGGUCAUAAUUGAAACAAGGAAGAAACUCAGUCCGCUAUUUAUUCUGGAAAAUUUAUUCAUCGUUCGGCUGCGGUAUAACGAGCGAAUUAACGAACUGUUCCUUGAUUAACUUGAUCUUGAUCAUUUGAUCGAUGACCAUUUUAUUUCCCGUAUUUCCGUGUAUCUUCCGCAGACUCGAUGCGUUUAAACCAGAAGAAAAUAUUACGUGGUUAAUAUGCUUGCAACUAGUUCGAUCGGAAAGUUUUCGAGGAGCCAUCCGACUUAAUUAGGAUUAACCUCCGCGGUAAUUCUAUACUUGCAGCCUUAUUCGGCUUAUGUACUCGAAAGGGAGUUUGACGGUAUUAACAUCGGAUGUAUCGGUUGAUAAUCCGAAAUCGACUUGACGCUCUACGUCUAGGACGGAUUGUUUACAAACGUUCAGGAAUAGAAUUUAAUUUUCUCCUAGAAAAUGUAAUUUUUUCUUUUUUUUUUUGGAGAUUACGAUACACGUACGCUAUCGCUAAAAAUUGUCAUUUCCAGCUAUCGCAAACUGUAUCUUAAUUACAAUUAAACGAACAAAAUUGAGGAUAAAUGAAACUGCAAUGAUUUUAUUCUUCGUGGUAUAGCUGGAUCUAGCGGAAUAUUGUGACACGAUUUAAUUGUCUUUCAAAAACAAUAUACGUUAAUCGAAAUGGUGUUUGCAUUUAAUUGUAAAUUUAAUCGAACUAUCGGAUCUCUUGACAGUCUCUCUGUUUUCAGAUUAGAAAUCCGAGUAAACUGACUUUUACAAAUUCUUUUAGACCAACGGAAGAACGUUAAUAGAAACGAUGAUAUUUAGAUAGCUGAUGCAUACAGGGUGUCUAAGAAUGUUGGACGCGAAUUUGUCGGACUCCUUUGUAAUAAGGAAACAAGAAAAACUAUUUAGCGUAAGAACCGAUUCUGUUUCAUUUGGAAGAAACGAAUUCCUCGAUUUUCUUUUACGAUGAACGCGACUCGUAGGAAUAAAUUGUCGUCAGAAACUCGCACGCGGGAAGAUCUGUAUCACUGCACUUUCGCUCUCAACGUUUGGCUUAUCUUUGGCGUUGAUAACGCGUGGAAAAUUUAGCUUGGAACAAUCGAUGCGAUGUAACAGGAAACUCGUGUUAAAUAUUCCAAACGCGAUAUUCGUUGAAUGGAGGACAGCGUUGCGUCUUACGUAAGAUGGGCAAACACUGGAAAGUAUGGAGAUAAAUAGACGUAGAGACGUAGAUAUGCGCUUUAUUAGGCGGAGUUGGAAGGAAGGAUAGAAUCUUAGUGGAAACUUAAUUCGAACCUAACUCAGAUUUAACCUAGAUACACCCUAAGGAACCAAGUACUUAGGAAAUGUUCAAUGGGAACGUGACUGAGAUAAAGAAAGAGCGGAGGAAAAGCAAGAAGAAAGAUAGAAAGUUAGAUGAUUGUAUUAAUCUAUCGCCGUGUUUAUCUAUAAAAUUAUUAUGCAGGAGCUUAACGAGAAGAGGAUUGUAAUUAAAGAAACUCAUCAAGCAGUUUUGCCGGAGUACAUCGAUCUAUCAUUGUCGGUAAUUGAUAGCAAAGUUGUGGCCUUAACGCGCAACAGGCGUACUCGGCAAGCCCUUUGCCCUUCUAACCGGAAGUAGUUUGCGUGCAAUCGCUGCCCAGCCAGAUAAUCCAUCAGAUUCUACAAGAUACAGUGGCUCGGGAAAGUAUUUUUAACUCUCGUUAGUAUCGUAGCGAGACACGACCGCAGCUGUUAUAUUGGUGAAAUUUCAAACGGAUUUGAGACUGUACAUGGAAGUUGCAAUGAAAGUUGCAGGUGAAAAGUCAAUUAUUCAAUAGUUGUGUCAAUUAGCGAGACCAUUUCUAGCGCUAAUUGUACAUCUAAGACUACCAUUCGUACAGUAAUUUUUCAACGAGUGUAUGCUCGCGAUAAAUGUCUGGUAAUUUCUACGUAGAUUCUCGGAUUGCUUUCGAGUUUCAUUGUUAUAAUCACGAUGAGUUUGUCUCUUUGCGGCAAAAUGUAUUCAUAAGAAAAUCCAUAACGAAGUUCCGCGAGAGCUGUCGCGAUACAUUUGCGAGUGAGAAGCAAGAAGAGUUAUGGAUCGUACUCGAAACUUGUCACAAAAUUUCUUCGCCAGAAACAGGCUUUCCAAGCAAAUGCAAGAAACACCGUCACAUUGCGACAGAUUGUAAACCAUCCGUUACGAGUUAUCGAUUGUACGUAUCGUCGUGGUCUUCUCUCUGUUGUCCAUCAACCCAAGAUGGAGAGGAUACAUCGAAGACGUAAGGUGAACCCAGCUGGUAAAUCCUUAGGAAACCAACCGUGAUUGGGAUGCCUAGGGUAGGGUAGACCUUUCUAGAGUCAGCAUGCUCCAUAAAAAAUAUCGAAGAGCUGCUCUGUAAUUACAAAGAGAUUGUUUCCUACCCUGGGAUAAGGGAUCGAGUCACGCCUCUCGGCGUUCGGACCCUCGGGAAAAUCAGGCUUUAAGAAAGUGGAGUUUGCUCGGUUAACUUUAUAGCCGUUUUCGACUUUCUUCCAAAUUGUUUCGAUCGAAAUUGGAUGGGUAGAGGUUGAUUGCUGCUCCUGCGUAGACGUUUCGCGGAUGUAUCAGCCGUCACCUGACACUCGAUUUCGCGCACCAACAUUCAAUCUCCGACCAUCAGAGUCAAUUGCGAUAUCGUGUAGAUUAAAUCACAUAUUUCGCACGAUCGGUAGCCGAACCAUCUACUAGCAAUCGGACCGGAAAAAUGAUUAUUCGCCUUGCUGACAAAAUUGUUACGUUUCCCUCGACUCUAACGUAUCGCGUUAAGACGCCGAUUGCCACGCGUGUUUCAGGUAUCUCGCCGCGAUAGAUCGACAUAUACACCGUAACAAAUAAUUUUCGCAAAAUAGCAUAUCGUAUCGGAGCACUUUCCCUCGUCAGUGUUAUCCGAGUCAUUCGCACUGUUGAAGAUUCGUUGGUACGUGAAAUUUAUCCUAUUCGUUGCGAUGGUUCUAAGAAACGUAGAAAAAUGUGUGCCACCGAUGACCACCGUGUCGCUCGAUUGUCAAGUCGAGUGUUAACUUGGGGCACUUGAAGGGGGAAAAUAUUUUUUCGACACACCGACAAAGAUCGAAGAGUCCGUUCUGAACGAUGACACGGGGACCCACGAUUCAAGUUCCGAUAUCGAGUUGGGAUUUUCCUUUCGAAUUCUAUUCCCUGUUCGGCGUUCUCGAGGGUCGGAUCAAAUCGGAUCCAUCGAAAUUGUCCUUUUUAAAUCGAGCAACGUUUUUGUCGGCGAUACCAUUUGCGUUCCGCGUAUGUCGCCCGAAGGAGCUCUUUCCUCUCACUCGUGGGUACACCUGUACCGUUCGAUCUAUCGUUCGAUCGAACAUUUUUGAAAUAAUAUCGAAGCUUGGAACGAUGUUACUGGAAUAAAAGACAGGGAAUUUUUCGUCAUCGAUAGAAAUUUUUCUUCAACUUUUGGCGUGUCUCGGCUGAAGUUGCUGGAACCAGCAGCUAAAGAUGCCAUAAUCGGGCCAGGAAUAACUCUUCACCCUCUUGGAAACUCAGACGUCGUUACACCCUCGGAAAUAUUUCCAUUCUGACAGACCGCAAUCGUACUCCUUAUUUUAUGGAGUUCGCGGCGCUUCUUUGAAUCAAAUCGCCGACUAAAUCAGAUUCAUACAAACGAGAUUAACCCGAGUCAGCGUUUCCCGAUUCGUGGAUCUGCCUGGAAAAAUUGAUAUUUUUCCUCUUCGGAAGCGUUGAUCAAAAGCUGACAUCGACAGCUUCCUUAAUUCGUUAAAAUCCCGCAGGCGAAAUUGAAUUACGAUAACAUCUCACUGAAUAACGAUCGGAGAAUCGUCGCAAAAGCCACAACACUCGUCAAAAUUCUACAAAUUCAAAUCGAAAAUAGUCGCAAACGGAAAGGAUCGUCGCGCAAGAGGAGCGUCCAUAAACGGUGAUCGAAAGAAUCAAAGAACGUUUUCAUGGCGAACACUCGUACGAAUUGAACUUUCCUUGAUCUUGACUCGAUAGAAACAUCGCUAUUCGAAAGCAGUUGGAAAAAAUUUCGAAGAUCAAAGAGGCCCGCCGUCUGGUGCAAUGAAAAACUCGACGAGAACCGGCUGGCUGACACUUCCCUCGAGAGCGGAAUGUUCAAGAUGCGUUUCGAAGUUGCACAGGAAAUUGUUCGGUCGAAGAGAAACUCGAGUCCUCCGUAAACGAAGAACGAACGACUCGGAAUGAUAAACGUUAUUAUGGAAAGACUGUGUAAAAUCACAAAGCGAUCCGGUUCGUUCUCCUCGUCCAUCUUUUCUUCUAUUAUGUCGAUACGUCUCUUAUGUCUCUUGUCACGUUAAAGAUUUCGAUGGUUGACGCGCGGCAUAAUUCUGUCGCGUAGCAUGCAUAAGUUUCAGGCCUCGUCGCAGCCCCGCCGUAACACUUCCCUUUUCAUUGCUCUGCCACGAAAUUGAGUUGCCGCCGUCGAGAAGGCGCGUUCAUUUUCCGCGCACAGCCUUUCUUCUUCCUCCGUCGCACGUAGUAUGCAGAAGACACUUGUAAUACUUUUGGCUUGACGGCUGAGUCUUUAAUUCGUCGUGCAAACCACGAAAUAAUCGUUGCCUGAGGAUAUUGAGAGAAAGCGAGGGAGACACGAGCGAACGUGAUUGGGAGGGAACGAGCGAAAAAUCUAAUGAACAGUCCGGAGGAAUAAAUUAGUGCGAUUAAGAUGAUAACGAUCGAGGUGCUGGAGAGAACCUGUUGCGAUCCUGUUCCAACAAGCUGCGUUUGCCGAACGCCACUCCGGCGAACGAAGAUAUUCAAAUCGCUGGCAAUCGAUCGAUCGAGAAGAGGAGAAGAGCAUGGGAUAGAAAAACCGUAGCUGUACAACACUCGAGGUAGCUUAAGAAACUUGGAUGUACGUAGAGCCGAGUCUUCGCAUGUGAAAAUUGAAAUUUUCGCCGAUGGAGAUUUAUCACGCCCGAUUGCGCGCAAAAGAUUAAUUCACGUUCGACGGGCUGUCAAUUACGCGGGCAAACAAAGCGUCCGCCGUAAAUGAAUCGAGAAAUAAAGUUUGUUUGCACGGUGCAAAAUCACUUUACGCUUUCCUCUGGUAGAAGGCAAUAGGGUGCGCGUUGUCACGAUAUUCCCCGCUGGUUUCAUACGCAGUUCACCAUAAAAGAGUGCGAGAAAGAGCAAAACGGAGUCGUUAAAAAAGAUCAAUCGGACGAGUGACCGUCAUUGGAAAACAAUAGCAGCUUGAUCAGAGACUGUCGUUAGGCUGGAGAGAUACAGAGAAAGAGAGAGAAAGAGAAAAAGAGAGAGAGUGUGUGUGUGUGCAUGUGUGUGCGAUGAAGAGCCUCGCCUGCCUUUUCGUCAAUUUUUAUUUGCUACACGGCACUCGUUACGAGCGGUCGAGAAGCAGAUCUGUUGUUCUCGGUGCAGGGAAUCGAUUCCCAUAAAAUCCUCGAUCGACGUGUCGCGCAGCCACUCGGUCUAUCUGGUGAUCCCGGCGUUUCACUCGACGAUACGCUAACAGUACGGUGCCGAUAUUACGUCUAGUAGCGUAAACGAGGUUUCUCAGUGUCCCGACGGAUGCUCGAGGAUCGUUCGAUUAUAAUUUCGUCCGACGUCGCGGCCAUCUCUUUGCCACACGAUGCACGAUGUGUACGAAGGAUACGAAAGCACAGGUAGAAGAAAGAGAAGAAAGAAAAACGUGAACGAAGAGAGCGAUGUUGUUAAUCAUGCUGGUUGAUGUAACGUGCUGGUGUUUGGACAGAUUGAAAGCAAAUCGAGCAACGUGAAGAUGUACGCCGUUCAAUCGAGCACACUGGUCUCAUGCACGAGGGGUCCAUGUCCGUCGAGGGAGAAGAAGUGGGUCGGUCAACCUCGAGGCUAUAGGCCAGCCCGAGUUUCGUGCAGGAAGAUCGGUCGUUAGAGAAAACCGUGUUGACGAGCGAGAAAGAUCGACGAGUGGCGAAGAAAGCAACGAGCAUGGACCAACGAGAGGUGACUCAUCCGCGCGUUUCUCAAUGGACGGAGUCACUCUGACCGAACAGAUCUAGGAGAAAGUGGCGGCACGAGCGCAAAGUCGAGGCGAGGAAACGCGUGGAACGGAGAGGUUCGAUCGGAACUCGAGAUUGCGGAGAGGAGUCAGGAAAAUCCUUUCGAUUCGAACGUACAGGUUGAAGGUUACAGUCGAGUCGAGCGUGUAAGUCGUAUCACGAUAGAACGCGAGGAAUAUCGUGAAAGUGUUGGAAAGCGAAAUUUAGAAAAGAAGAAUCUCGAAGAGCGAACGAGGUUGAGGAAGAUCGAUCGCGCAAGGCGGAUGAUCUGCGUGAUUGGAUUUGAAAUCGUGCGAAGGAUAAUUUGCAUGUAAUGGCAACGUUGAUCUUGUAGCGGUAAUUUGUGAACGACAAUUUUUACUCGUAGGAGACGAUAAUAGGAAGAGACACGAAGAGGAAGAAUAAAAGAAAGCGAAAAUGAGUAGAAGAACUAUGCCACUGGUUGGACUGAAUUCUUGCGAGAGGAUAAGACCGGAAAGACUUAGGAAUCCUAUUCAAAGACUCGUGUGGGGUCCUGGUACUCAGUUUCUAGUUGGUCAAGUUGGUUUGCCCGAGGACGAGGGAUCGAAUCCACGAAUGGCUCUGAGAAGGCUCCUUAGAUUGUACGAGGGAAGACAAUACAGAGAAGCAGCCGCUUUUCUCAUGAAACUGCCACACUAUACCUUGAGGACGACUCUGCCGGACAUUCCCGUGGACCUGUUGAUCGAAACGCUUCCUCAUAGCCUGUCCCUGCUGGAGGCUCUCUACUCGAGGCUCGUCGAGUUGAACGUGAACGACGCGAAAAUCUUGAAAGUGGAGCAAGUCCUUUGGAGGAUCGUCUAUCUGAUCUCGAUCAGCCAGGAUCAUUUCCGUCUGAGGAUCUGGUGCAAGCUGCUGAUCUCCCUGAACAAAUUGGCUCCUAACGCGAGGAGCAUCCUGGCCGCUAGGAAAAGGACUUUGGACAGGGCGGUGGAAGGUUUGGGCAAGCACGGAUUGGUGGCAUCCUGUCAUCCAAGCAAUUUGGAGAACGCCGGGGCCUCGAAUCUGGUGCCUUUACCCGUGGCGCUGAAGGAGCAGCUGGAGAGCAGAAUCGAGGCGUACAAGUUGGCCGUGCACAAGAUCGAGAGCUUCGGCAAGCACGCGAGAACUCACAGAGCGGACCAAGGUGUACAGGCGGCGUCGCAUCAGAGGCAACUUUCGCUCAAGUACAGCGAGAUUCAGCAGAGGCUGAUCGAUAAUCAGAGUUUGUUGAACACGUUGGAGAAAGCUGGUGACCCAAGUAGCUUAGAAAGUCUGUUAUCCGAGUUGAAGCGAAGGGUCGAACAGGACAAGGAAGCUCUCAGACAAUGGACAGCCUUGAGGAAAUCCACUUUCGGCGGGAAUACGAAGAAUCCACCGCUAGCCGCCAGAUUGCUGCAAUUCUCCAGAGGCUGCGAGCUAGCACUACAAUUGAUGAACCAGGAUAAUCUACGAGUAUUCGAGCUGAGCGAAAAUUUGCCGGACGACUACGACGAGGAAUCCAGCAGCAGCGCUGGUUAUCACACGGACGAGAGCUGCAGCCCGACUCCGGAACCAUCGGUCAGAAACGGAUGCACGAUUCUCAGGGUGGAGGAGACUUUUCCAAAUUUAACAUUCGACGACGCGACCGCCGAACGACUGGCCGAAAGAUACGCGGCUCUCUACGACCAGGCGCAUUUGCAUACGUUGGACGCUCUGGACGCUCUGCAACCUCUGAAGGACGCAACCGACUUAAAAGCCAAGAUACUCUAUUCGGUGGUCGUGCUCUCCUGGCGGCUGGCGGGCAUAAUUCAGACGUCGAGGUAUCUGCAAGCGAUGAAAAUUCUGAACGGUACCGCGGCCACGGAACAGGCAACGCCGAAGUUGGAAGAAUGCGUGAAGCGACAGCUGGCGACUUCCGGUGCACGAACCGGUUCCCGCGAGGUCGCGGAACAGGUGGUCAACCAGCUGGAAAGAACUCUGUACGACUUUCCGUGUCUACGGGGAUGCGUAGAGGUGAAGAACUACGCCGAUGCUUGUUCCAGUUUGGCCUGGGCCUGUCUGGCGCGUGUCACGCCUUUGGUCCUCGACGUGGCUCAAGCUUUGGAAUUCAGACGAGAGAUUCAUCUGAGGCAUCACGCCUCUCCGGAUCCGAAUGGUACGAGAAUUAAGACAGUUUUGUGGCCCGGUUUGAGGGAAGGCUGUCAAGGACCCUGCCUUCACAAGGCGGUCGUUCUUACUUCUUAACAUUAACACGUUUUUACCAGUAUGUCGAUUUCGGCUGACUUUUCCAGUCACGCGAAUCGCCUUACUUUAAAUCGAGAUAUACGUAAAAUACGUAAGUAUACUGGCCAUAAGUAUUACGUACUUAUUACAAUUAUUAUGCAAAACUUUAACGAAUUUUAUUUUAUUCGAUAUUUUAUAUUAUAAAGCAUAAAAGUAUGAUGAUAAAGAAUGAAUUAUUUAUAAUGAAAGAGCGGAAGGCAUUCGAUCUAAGGUACCCAAUAUCGCCAAGUGUCAAAAUACUUACGUCCAUUAAGAAGUCUAACUUCUGCUGUGAGACACAUGCGGUUGCGACUAGAUGGUUAUGCAAAUGCGAUAUUGUUACUUAUGUGUGAUAAAUAUCAACUGGAUUGCAUGACUAGAUCGCGUAUUAAUCCAUUGAAAACCAGGUACAGUGAAAUAGUACACGGUAUAUAGAAGCUGAAGAACAAAAUAAAUACGAAGUAACUACGUUCAAGAUGCAGAAAAUGUAAUGUUCAAAUUAACGUUAAAAAAAGACAGAAGAAAGGUGCAAAUGCGAUACUAUGGUCGAUUAUCAUUGUCACCUUUAUACAAAGUGGUCUCAAAAUGUAUCCGCACACCGUUCUAUAUAUCGUAACAUUUAUCUAUGCAGUAGAAUUCAUUGAGUUCAAGUGUAUUAUAUUGUAUUAACGUUGGUUCUUAAUGGAUUACAGUAUGUUAGGCAUAUAGCGUCGUAUAAGCAACGUCCUUUGAGAUACGUGCGGUUAAGGAAUUCUUGCUGGGAAAUUCAAUUGAAAACGCGUAAACUUCUGCGAUGCUGCUUCGAAUCGAAAGAAAAAGAAGUUGAUUUUUAAGUGGAAAGAUAAAGUAAAAUAUGAUAAAUAGAUAAACGGAUAGAAUCAGAAAGUAAGUUAGAGUCGUGGAGAUCACGAAGAGGAAAUGCAGACGAUGUGGAGUGGGAUGUACGCCACUGGCUGCUCCAAUUUCCACGCGUGCCUCGUCGCAGUCUUGAAUUUCCCAAGGGGAACUGGAAUUACAUUUAUACUCCGUCUUAUGUAACAGAAACGCGUCGCACUCUUUACCCUCUAGCGAGAUAGGGUUUUAGCGUUAGCGGCGUGAUGAGAUUCUUUAAUGCCACACGAUCUCGCGCACGGUGCUCUCGUUGCUAAACAAGUCACAGUUGUUUGCACGAUCGAAGAUUCUUCGCGGGGAUUUUGCAAAUAGAAACGAAUACCAAUUACUUACGCGCGUUUUGAUCUUUUUAACGCUAUUCAAUCUAUUAGAGACGAAUGAUUUAUUAAAGAUAUUGUAAACCCAAUAUUUCAUUUGCGAUUUCCUUUUAGUCCGUUCACAUUAAUAAAGUCCAUUAAUCUUUCACAUUGUAAUUAUAAAAAAGAAUUUACUUAAUAUCUUUUUCGUUACUAUUUCUUCUUUUAUCUAGAUUCCGCGAUUAUACGCGUUUUAAAGAAAUUGAACUACUAUAUAGCAUUAUGAUAAAUUAGUUUUUCUUUUUGUGCCUUCGAUUUGCGUAGUAGCGUCUGUAAUGUAUAUAUUAUUCUAAUACGUUGUUUGUACCUUGAUAAAAACAAUAACUUACUUUAUAUUACGUUACUUACGGUUUCUAAUAAAUUGUUAAUUAACGUUGUAUUUACACAACUUUUGGACAUUUCUUUAUUGCUUGCCCUUAAUGGAUUAACUGCUACCAACAUUUUUCAAUAGCAACUUCAAUUGAUUAAAAUGGAGAAUCUACUACCGAAUAAUGCAUCGAGAGCAAAAAUGGAUUAACUUCGAUGUUCAACAAACUGAAUAAUUUUCUGUGUAAAUUACAAUCCGAAUAUAUUUGAGCACUAAUGCAAACAACGCAGUUUGUUCCGACGACUUAUUUAUUUACAAAUUUCUUUACAAAUUGUUUAAAAUGUCGCCCUAACUAACUAAAUCACUAACAGAUUCUUGCCCGGCGAAUCUUAUCUCAUUCUCCACGACCUACAUCUCAUAUCCCACAUUCCAUAUCAUGCAUCCCACAACCAUUCUCCAUACCCAAUAAGGUAAGUACACUCAUAAGUUGAAACUUUCCAUGCUAUUAUACACACUUAUUCUGUAUCAUGUAUUCACUAUCCCAUAUGCGUUAUCCCAAACCCAUUCCAUAAUUCACAUUUCUAUUCCAUAUUCCGUACUUCAUAUAUCUUAUCUCACAUCCUAUAUCAUGCAUCCUGCAACCAAUACUUCAUUCUCCAUACCCAAUAAGGUAAGUACACUCAUAAGUUGAAACUUUCCAUGCUAUUAUACACACUUAUUCUGUAUCAUGCAUUCACUAUCCCAUAUGCAUUAUCCCAAACCCAUUUCAUAAUUCACAUUUCUAUUCCAUAUUCCAUACUUCAUACAUCUUAUCUCACAUCCUAUAUCAUACAUCCUGUAACCAAUACUUCAUCUUUCAUACUUAAUAAGGUAAGUACAUUCAUAAGUAGCAACUUAUCAUGAUAUUAUACGUACAUUUCUAUACCCUACAUCCAACAUCGUAUCAUUUUCCACAAAGAAAAGUUAUCCCCACAAAAUGAAAUUGAGUUCCUGCGAAUUAUCCACAAGACGCAAUUCAUUUCCCACAAAUUUCUCACAAAACCCACAAGAAAUUGACACUUCCCGCGAGCGAAAUUCGCCAGCCCGCGAUAUGAAGUUCGUUGCCCACAAUUUCCCACAAAAGCCCAUAAAAAAUUGACACUUCCCACAAACGAAAUUCGUCAUGCCACAGUUAGGUGUCGCGGUGUUAAUGAAAUUUCAAAACGUUUCCUAUAAAACGUUCGAUAUACAUAUUCAUAAAAAUUUGUAUGCUAAGUGUUCGAAUAUCUUUAUGAACUACUCUACGAGUAUGUUUCAAUUCAAAACUCAAACUCACAUCCAGAAGAAACGCGGCUUUGUCAAUGUCGUCGAUGCGUCCAUGAAUAAUUGCAAAAAUAUCUGUCGUGCACUUCAACAUCGAGUCGUGUUGCACGGUUACUUCCACCUAGAAUCAGAAGUUACCAGGAAACUGUCCGUAAAACUUUUCUCGCGUCAGAUGCUCCACCUUCGAAAGAAACCGUAACUGCCCUGGGGUAUCGCUGAGAUUUUGUAUUAGACGAGGAAUAGUAGCCACAGAUGCUUUGGAAAUAUCGAUGUAUCAAGUCGGUAGCAGGCAGCCACAUGGCGAAACUUGUCGGUUCUUGAACUUUCGAAUUCUUUACACGAGCGCGCUGCGAUAUCUUCCCCUCGUCGUUGAUAUAAUGCGGAGAAAACUCGAGGAAAAAUGUCUCUCUUGCGAUCCUCUUCGCGUAGGGCAGUCCAUUUUUUUGCGAGGGUAAUCAGAUCAUAUAAGCGCUUUAAAUCUCGCGAUAAAUCAUUUCGUGAGUGGAGCUAUACGUCGAGCAUAGUAAUUCUGGGCGUAGUUAAUCCAUUAGAAACCGCAUAGCGAAGUAAAUGUAAAAAUUACGUAUAUGGAAUAUUAUUGAAGAAUGUACAAAAGUACAGAGCUAUGCAAAUCUAUACAACGAUCAAUUCUUGGAACAUUUGAAUAUACGUAUAAUAAUGUGGAUCCUUUGUAAAGACGAUUGAAAAAUAGAGAUUGUAAAUGCAAGAAAUUGUUGCAUUUUUAUACUCCCAAACUUUUGGUAUUAUUUUUUAUCCAAUAAAUUCAUCGAAAAUAAACAAUCUUUUCUCAUAGAAACGACGAGAAA